Molecule: messenger RNA, 5499 nt
Organism: Lodderomyces parapsilosis
Lineage: Eukaryota; Fungi; Ascomycota; Pichiomycetes; Serinales; Debaryomycetaceae
Gene: SPO72
Product: Spo72p
Exons: 1
Coding region: 1-5499 (1832 amino acids)
Biological process (GO): piecemeal microautophagy of the nucleus; autophagy of mitochondrion; reticulophagy
Cellular component (GO): phagophore assembly site; extrinsic component of membrane
Molecular function (GO): phosphatidylinositol-3-phosphate binding
Source: RefSeq, a predicted model, not a curated record
AUGAGUCCACAAUGGAUACCACAAAAUAUACAAAAGAGGCUACUACUUUACGUCCUCAACCAGUUGUCUCUAUUUUCAGAAGUCGAUUUACCGAACCUUGAGGAAGUGUCUUUGAACAACAUAACAUUAAAAGAUAUAAGUAUCGAUCCAGAAAAGGUGGGCAAACUCCCGGGUUUCAAUCUUCGACACGGAAAGGUGGGGUCGAUAGAGCUCACUACAUUAUCUGGAAUCAGUGGGGUCAAGAUUGACGCGAAAGAUGUGGAAAUUGUUGUUUCACCCGAUUAUGAUGAUGAAAAUACGGGUAGUCAUUCACAAUUUCUCUUGGCUCAAACGACGGCAGAUUUGGCCAAUACCAUCAUGUUGGAAACAGAUGAAUAUGAGAUGCAAAAGAACGAGUCUGUCAUUGAUAGCGAGAGUGACUCGGAAGAUGCCACUCCAAUUGUGCCGGCUUCUAGAAGGCGAAGCUCAACAAUUUCAAACAGUUCCGCUUUGGGGAACGUUAUGCAAAGGGCAAUGGAAAUGGCACUACUGAGGCUCCAGAUUAAUAUUUCAAAUUUGAAGAUUAAAUUGAUAACUGAACUGACUGACUUGCUUGUCGAAGUGGAAGAAAUCAAGAUAACGACUGUGAAUGGUACCAGAAAUAUUAGAGUGAGUGCAAUAACUAUAAAAACGUUGCGCCCAUCGGUACCUUCUGGAACGGGUAAAGCUGGAGACAAUGCCAAUGAAGCGACAGAGAAGUCAGAAGACGAUGAAAAUGAGAACUCAUCUGAUUAUGGAGAGGAGGCAUUGAUGAAUAGUAUGGUCUUCACCCAUGAAGAGGCAAGCUCAAUAUAUAUGAGCGCAACAUCUCAGUCCUUUGGGAAAUCCUCCACUUCAAACGAACCCGUCGAUAACAAACAAAGUAGUGAAUUUGCAAACGAACCACCGAUACUAUUCUUUAUGAAUCUGUGUGAGAUCGAAUUCGAUGGCUUGAAAGCAAUAUCCAAUUUGGAAAUCAAAGUGGACAAAGUAAAGGUCGCAUCAACUCCAGCUACAGCGACACUAAUCACCAUAUUCGAGGGUAUAACCAAAACGUUGAAAGUGAAGCUAUAUCAAAUGAAGAGAAAAUCUUCAUCAAAGGCACACAAAAGUAGUGAAAAGUUCCCCCAGUAUUCAAAUGACGAUGACGAGGUAGACAGCGAAUCCGCUGAAGAUACAUCAGACACAGAACCUUUGUUUAAUAGCACUAACAUAUCAAGCUUACAAAUUGCUUUGGAUGCGUCGUUGAAGCCCGAUGGAUCUUUUGCUACGCUGAAUGGACUCAUUAUCAAUUUGGAAAACAUUACUGCCAAACAAAAGAAUGAAUUACGCUUGUAUGGCGGGGUUGAGGUGGUGGAGGUCAUACAAUAUUUCGAUGGCAAUGAAUCCAGAGCAUUCUUCUUCGAAAAUCAGAGAGACACGGGCUAUCAAAGAUCUGUAUCUCCACUGAGUGUACUGUCAGGAGCUUCAGGAAACAGUCAAACUUCCAACGCUGAUUUUCGCUUUGAAGUAUUUCAAAAUGAAGACGAUAAAACAAAUCUCGAGACUACAUUUUUGUUUGCCAAGGCAGCAUUUUUCAACUUGGAUAAAAACAAUUUGGGGUCUCUACUCAAAACAAUCAAUGAUUUGUUGGCUGUAUCUGCACGCUAUAGCAAGUUCCAAAGUGUUUUCCAUGGUAUUAGAAAGCUUCGAGACUCAGCAGUCGGCGAUCCGAACAAAGAGGAGAUGAAACAAGAACAUAUAAUACUACAAACAGCCACGAUCAAUGUAUCCCUAGCAAUGGCAAACAAUUUGAAGGUUCAACUCAGGGCCCUUCCAGUUACUUACGAUUCUAUCAAGGGCGAGCUAAAUAUUGCAACCAUAACAGGUCACGGAAGUGUAGAUAAUCAACCCAUCGAAACUUUAUUCAGCAUCAUAGGAUUUUCUGUGCAUCUGAAAGUACAUAAUUUCAAAGCAUUCCUUCAGGCAAAUAAUCCCAAUAGCAGUGGGGAGAGCAAAUUACCCCGCGCUACAAAUUUGAAUACUCCAUUGACGGUUUCAAUACAGAAAAUUGAGUACGUUUCGACUUUGGCCUACUUGAAGCUUUCCGUAAAAGAAGUACAGCACCUCGUGGCCUCCUUAUUGGAUGACUUAGCUAGCAAUGAAACCAUCACUUUGUCUAAACCCUCCAAACAUGUGAAACUUGAUCAGUCAAUGUACUCAUCUUCCUCAACCAAUAACUUGGGUAGAAACAGGAAAGCCAGGCUUGGGCUAAAUAUGAGUCAUGCAACAUUGUCCAACACCCAUCGCGUGAAUCAAGCUAACUAUUGUGUCAACAUCGGGGCUAUUUCAAUCAAGGUGGAUGACAUUUUACCUAAAUUUGGUAGCCUUAAAAUGGAUAUAACAAACAUUGCAUUAUUCAAGUUGAAGAAUGACUUGCUUGGCUCUAUUCUCGAGUUGGAAAUUGUACGCAUGAAAGACAACGUCAAUGAGAGCGUACUUUACCAUCAUCAGGGCGUAGAGGCGGCUUCAAUUGAGGUACCUCUAGUAACCUUCAAAUACAAGCCAAUGGAAAGAAGCUCCAUAUUAGAGAUCAGUGCUCGUGACUUUUUGUUGGAGUACUACACUCAUUGGCUUUCGUUGUUUGGUAAAGAUGAAUCGAUCAUUGAGCAAGUAGAGGAAGAGUUGAUUGAUACAUCGCCACCUAAAAAGCCGCCUUCCUCCCAUCGUAUUGAUAUCAGGCUUUCCUUGUCUAAUUGCUUGGUUGGACUCACUCCGGGCCGAUUGAACUGUAAAGGUUAUUUGACAGUUUCUAGGGGCAAUGUCGACUUCGUGUUUGGAGCUAACCAGUUUCACAUCAAAAGUUCGGUUCGAGAUAUUGCUAUCCUUUUGAUAGAUGAUGUGAAAAAUGUUACGCUAACAAAGGAUACCAAAGUUGAUCAAUCUAGUGACCAAUUGAAUGUAGUCGAUGUCUUGAUGGAUCGAGGGUAUAUUCAACUAGGCUCAAUCAAUUUGGCUCACAUCGGAUUGACGUUCAACACCAAUAUCGAAGAAAUUAAAAGGAGGAACCAUGAAUUAGAAAUCAGGGAUGGCUUAUCAAUUAUUGACUUCAAGAUCAAUACUGACGAGAUACAAUUGGACUUGUGCGCGGAUUCAGCCAACACUUUUGCACAAAUGGUUAAUGACUUGAAGUUGCCUUAUGAUUUUGACGACAAAGAUAAGAUGGAAAUAAGUGUUGGUCACAACAUCGAUGUUUUAAACGACGUAGACAAUAACAUGUUUAAAAAUAUAUCAGAAUCGUUUGCUGAAAUGGAUAUAAAUGAGGAGCCGGUGUCUGUAGAGGCCAGUUCAGAAUCAAGUUCCGGCUUGGAAUUUCAAGAUGAACAUUUUGAUUAUGUGUCGAGCUACAAAUCUGAGAUCAAAGGAAUAGAUCCGCUAAAGGUCAACAUCAACUUGUCGAGGGUUGAAAUUUAUCUAUAUGAUGGGUAUGAUUGGAAGGAUACCAGGAAGGCGAUUAGGGGUGCCGUUAAAAAAAUUGAGUUAGAACAAAGAAAACGGGAUGGAGACUCUCAGGGCACUAGUGGUCGUAGUGAGACAGAAGAGGUGUCAACAGUUGACACCUCUUCUGGACGGGACCCCACCACAGUGAUUCAUGAAACGUUGUACCAAUCGAUAUAUGUUAGUGCUCCAAAAGUGGCGCGAGGAAGCGAUUUAACCAAAAGCAUCAAUUUCGGUUUACAGAAUGACGAAGAAGAGGUGAAUGACAAUGAAGACAAGAUUAAUGCAAACAUUAAAAGAGGCAAAAACUACAAAAACCUCAAGUUGAGAAGAUCUGCGUACCACAAAGUGGUGGCUGAUUUACGAAGCGUUGACAUUGGUGUGGUGGUCUACUCAACCAGGGAUCCACGGCGAGACAAGACUGAUCCCGAUGUUAAAGUGGAAUUUUUGAACUUGAUCGAAAUGAGUUUGGGAAAUAUUGAUGUUUAUGAUAAUGUUCCAUCAUCGACUUGGAAUAAGUUUCUAUCAUAUAUGAACAUUCUUGGAGAACGCGAAGCUGGAACUAGUAUGGCAAAGGUUAGUAUACUCAACGUGAGACCCAAGCCCAAGCUAGUUGCUACAGAAGCAAUUAUGAAGGUGUCUAUAUUACCCUUGAGAUUUCACGUUGAUCAAGACACUUUGGAUUUUAUGACUCGAUUCUUUGAUUUUAACGACUCAAGGUUUGAGUUGCCACCGGAUGAGAUUUUGUAUAUUCAAAAGUUUGAAAUUAGUCCUGUUAAGUUGAAAAUUGAUUAUAAACCGAAAAAGGUGGACUUUAUGGGGUUGAGAUCAGGAAGAACAGCUGAAUUCGCCAACUUUUUCAUCUUGGAUGGAUCGAAAAUAACAUUACCGAGAGCCAACUUGUUUGGGUUGCUGGGUACUACAGAGUUGAUGCGUGGAUUGGGCAAAGCAUGGGCACCAGUAUUUCAACUGACUCAAGUAUUGGGAAUUGUAUCUGGCGUUUCAUCAUUGAGAUCAGUGGUUAACAUUGGUGGUGGGUUCAAAGACUUGUAUGUUGUUUCGAGAAAGGAGUAUCAAAAAGAUGGACGGUUCUGGAGAAGCAUUCAGAAGGGCACUACUUCUUUUGCUAAAACCACGGGGUAUGAAUUGGUUAAUAUGGGUGUCAAAUUAGCAUCUGGUACUCAAGUUUUGUUGGAACAAGGUGAAGAAAUGUUGGGGGGUGAAGGUUCUUCAUCGCGAACCAAACGUUCAACUGCUCGUCGCGGGUCAGAUGAUGGAUCUGAUAUGUCAACAGACUUCACUGACAUCAAAGCUAGAGAUGGUGGUAACGCUAGUGGUGGCAAUGUUCUUUUAAGCUCACAAAUUUUAAGUAGACAAGCAGCAGAAAAGUUUGGAGAUGAAUUGCAUUUCGAUGGACAAAAGAAGCUUUAUUCUAAUCUUGAAUUUGAGGAUGAAGAGGAUGACAAUUUCGGAAUUGAUCGAGAUUUUUUGAACAAGUCGAUUUUUUUACUACCUAAAAAUGAGUCUGGGGAGCUUGCAACUGUUGAAGAAGGUGACGAAGAUGAAGACGAAGACAAGAAGAAGGAGAGAAAUACAAUUGUUGGCAGUGAUGGUAUUGAAGACGAUGAAGACGAGAAAUUUGACGUUUACGCUAUUGACGAAGCUGAUGAAGAUGAGUUCAAACAAAAGAUGGUUAGUUUAUAUUCGAAUCAGCCGGAAACAUUUCAACAAGGUUUUCUAUCAGCAUACAGGUCACUUGGUAAAAACUUUAAAUUGACGGGUAAACAAUUGAAGAAAUUGAAAACGGAGUUGGAUAAACAGGAAACAGUUCAAGAUUCUAUCGUGACAGUUUUGAAAAAUUCACCAGUGAUUCUCAUUAGGCCAAUGAUUGGUACCACUGAGGCUUUGUCACGAGCCUUGAUGGGCAUAGGUAACGUUAUCGAUCCCAAACAUAUGGUUGAAAUCAAGGACAAGUAUCGAAGUGAAAGCAGCGAUGACGGGUAG